Molecule: messenger RNA, 1701 nt
Organism: Penicillium longicatenatum
Lineage: Eukaryota; Fungi; Ascomycota; Eurotiomycetes; Eurotiales; Aspergillaceae
Exons: 2
Coding region: 1-1701 (566 amino acids)
Source: RefSeq, a predicted model, not a curated record
AUGGAUGCUAAUGAGUGGAAUAUCCCAGGUCAUCGGGAAGCCAGUGCAAGAGAUACGGGCCCGACCCUACCGUCCACAACGCCGCAGUCAGAUCGAACUGGGAUACCAGAGUUGCCUGGUAUUGAAGGACAACUAGACCAUCUCCCAAUACCGGUGACGAAUGAAAACGAACGGAGAAUCCACGAUUUAUCAGAAAAGCAAACGCAAGCUCUCGACAACCUUGACAACCUCGACAACCUCGACAACAGUGUAGACACUUCGACACAAUCUGGCAGCCAUGUGCCGAAUGAGUUUGAUUUUGCGCUCCUCUCAAUCCAAGCAGCAAAGCCUGACAAUACUGGUCUGAUUCUGGAGAUCUCAGCGAUCAAUGCUGUCAACCUCUCAACCAUACGCGCAGGCUCCACUGCCGUUGGAAUUUCUGCGAAAGCCAGGUCCACUCCAGUACCUUCGGAUCAUGCUACUACUGGCUACAAUGUGUUGGACCUGAAUGCACAGAAUUCACAUGCCAAGGCGACUGCAGCCUAUGGGGUUGGAAGACAAUGUCAUAUGAGCACAGAGAGGGAACAAGUCGUCCCCCAAACAGCGUCUAAAUCAACCUCCGAAGAUAGCCCUGAAUGGUCAGAUGUUGGUGUCUCAACUGCUACUUCGCCUUGUGAUGAUUCUGUAGGUGCUGUGUCGGAAGAACCAGAUGAAAUGGAAAUAGAUGGGCCAGGAGGAGCACUUGCAGAGAGCAAUAAAUUUUGGAAUGAAUCUUCGCGUGCACGUGAAGAGACCCCCAUUCUUAACCCCACUCAUGCCUAUCCUACACCCGGAUCAGAUUCGCCAGCAACACCUUUCCCAGCAGAUGAACGCAUCGAGUCCCAUGCGAGUUUUUCUCCGAGCGAGACGGCCAAGCAGAAAGUUCUCUUGCCAUGCUCUCCAGCGUCAUCCGCGGAUAAUUCUGCUUGCGGAAACACAGAGAGCGCUCCUAAUGCAUCGAAUUUGGCCUCUACUGGACAAACUCGCCCUUUUUUUGAAGUCCUAAAGGACUUUCAUCCCGAUCUCGAGCGUGACCAUAAUCCCACCUUUGCGACUGAAGACGAUCUAGGAGACAAAGAAAUAGAGUCCAUUUUGGAAGAUGCCUAUGAAUUUUUGAAGGACUCUUCUGAUAUACCUAAUUUGAACUCGGAAACUGAGCCGAAGACACCAGCACGAGUCGGAGAAUCACCCGAAGACUCUCAACCCGGAGACGGCCCUGUUACAGAUGCCGCUGUUUCAGAACUCGCACUUGCAUCAGUCGUGCCUCCUACCUGUUCUACUAAUACCAUUUCGCCUGCAUCUCGUCAGACCGAUGAUGAUGUAGGGGUUGGGCAUAGCAAGAACCGCAAACGAAAGCGCACUCCAGAAGCUGAUGACCCAAAAGCAAGGAGAGCAAGCCCUAAUUCCGCCUUACCUAAUUGCAGCAUACAGGCAGCGGCAUCCCAGUCUUCCUUAUUGGCUGAUGACGAAGAUCUGGUCAUUAGUGAUGACUUGUCUUCACUCAGUUCGUGUCCUGGAAGUCCUCUUCCCGAGCCUGCGGACCACACUGCGACGCAGGAACCCAGCCCCUUGGACGUAACAUUUUCAACACUCACUGAAAGGGAGAGAUCUCAAAUUUUUGGAACAACAUUCCCGGCACUGGUUCACUUCUGGCUUCUGGAAUGGGGCAACUUGGAAGAUUAA